AUGAGAAGAAACGGAGGAGGCCUUCGGGCCGAGGCUCUCCUCGAAAAGUUGCUUCAGGAGUGUGGAGAUGUUCGAAGCAUGUUGGCUGCCGAACAGGCAGAAAACAAGAGAUUAAAGGCGCGUCUGACUUCGCUUGCGGACGAGCAGCAUGCAGAAGACCAGGCGAGGGUGGCUGGGAGGCAAGCUCUUGCUGUUCUCCGCCAGGACAUCGCCAACACCCAGAUCGAGCUGGAAAGGCAGAAAGCCAGAUUCGAGGAGAUCGAUCUCCAAUCGAGAGACCGGAGGGACAGAAUCGAGGAAAUGGAGAAGGAAAACAAAGAGCUAAGGCAGGCUAAAGACGAGCUGGCUCAUAAGCUUCAUGUGCAGGUACAGAAACUCAGCGACGAAGCCUACCGCCUGAAGACCAAAUCCAAAGAGUCCAUAAGGAAGGCUCAGAGCGAACGAGAGGUCAGAAAGGUCCAGGAAGAGGAGAUAGGCAAGUUGAAGCUGCGACUGUCCGGGCUGGAGCACCUUGAAGGGGAAUCGCAUGAUAUGCGGAGGGCCCUGGAGUCAGUGCGCAGGGAUCGAGCUCGAGUUCAAGACGAGAAAUGGGAGGCGGACGAGAAAGUUGAAAAACUGUCCGUCGAUCUGGAGACAGUGCAGAUAGCGCUUCAACGGGAAGAGCACGCAAACCGAGGGCUUCAGACUAGGGUUGAAGUCAUGGAACGUGAUCUCAAGGCUGCUCGAGCGCAAAACAACAUACUCAGGAGCAACAGCGCUGGUGCAGAGAUUGAGCUUCAGGACCUUAGAAAUUUUGAAGCUGAGGCGAAGAAGCUCCGGCAAAACAUGGAAGACGUGAAAUCCAUAAUGUCGGAGGUGGACGGUGCUGCCAGGCAGUACAUAAUCCUUAAGCAGUCCUGCGAUGCCUGCGCGGAAUCAUGCAACGCGGUGGAUGGAAUUGGGGAAGACGAUUUGCUCAUCCGGAGAUGGCGAGCCCAA
This is a messenger RNA of Ostreobium quekettii, 978 nucleotides long. NCBI's taxonomy places the organism in Eukaryota, Viridiplantae, Chlorophyta, Ulvophyceae, Bryopsidales, Ostreobiaceae. The record is from the annotation of a GenBank genome assembly.